Molecule: messenger RNA, 2767 nt
Organism: Bicyclus anynana (squinting bush brown)
Lineage: Eukaryota; Metazoa; Arthropoda; Insecta; Lepidoptera; Nymphalidae
Exons: 1
Coding region: 1-2745 (914 amino acids)
Molecular function (GO): protein binding
Source: RefSeq, a predicted model, not a curated record
AUGCCUCCAAAAGCGAAAAAGUCUUCCACCACGAGUGUGAAAAUUAUUGAAAAUAACUAUUUACCCAGUCCAGUUAGUUUGUCUUUAAUAUUAAAGGGAGAUGGAUUGGGUCCUGGAGAUUGGAUAUUUUUGACCGUGUUUAACGGAAAUGUUAUUUUUGAAACUAAAUGGAAUAAAAAUCUGAAUCUACAAUGUGACAGUCUUCCUGUUGAUUUAAAACAACCGCACUAUCAAAGUUUAAUAGCUGAUAAACCUUUGGUUUUCAUUAUCCGUUCUGUCGGUGGAAAAGGAACGAAAGACGCUGACCCUCUUCUCAAUGCCGAUAAUUGUGCUGGGGCAACUUUCGAUUUAUUCCCAUUGGUUUUAGGCGAAAGAGAAAUAUAUCUUGAAGUGCAUUUAAUUAAUAUCGUUACAGGCAUGCCCACAGGAUGCGCUGUAGAAGUUUCUGCUAAAACUGAUGAAAACAUACAAAACGACAAAAUCCCUUUAAUUAUUACUAUGAUAUCUGGACAUUGUUUUCCUAUAACGAGAGGAGGGACAGCUUACAUAAGUGCAAUAGGAUUAAAUGACAUACAUGAUCCACAAGCAGCAAAAUUUGGCAUGUCUUUAAGUACUUCAAAUGCCGCAAAGAUUGUAUGGGCAUCAGCAUGUAAUGGUGGUUUAGCAGCCAAUACUGCAUUUGAUGUUCCGUGUGAAGAUAAAUUUCUGGCCGAUGAUCUAGAGCUUAUGGUAACUGAUACUUGUACAUCAGUUUAUUGGAACUCUAUGACACGUGUGCUCGUUGACUCUACCAGCUUACGAGAGAGACUACCACUUCCAUUUCUUGUCGAAAUUGCAGGAGUUCCUAAAGUUGGAAAAAUUGAUGUAAGAGGUCGAUAUAUGGCUUUAGUAGAUGCAGGCGUACUUUUGGAACCUGGACAGUUUGGUGUAACAACCUGCGCUAGACUUCUAUUUUAUAAUGAAUCAAACUUGCCAGAAGGCACUGGAGCUUUAUUAGAAUUACCUCCAGCUAGUGCCAAAACGGUUAGUGCCAGAGAUGCUACGUUUGUGACUGAUGAGUCCGGUCAUGCUGCCUAUAUUGUAAUGAGAUUUGACUUGUUUGAUCCGCUAAACGUUAAACUUAAAAUAUCAUCGCUUUUUGAAGUGUUGGGUUUCCCAACUCCUGAAGGUUUUGUUGCGCCUAUAAAUGAGUUAUAUGUGGAUACAGCUCCUGAUGAUACCCCCAUUGACAUUAGACGCAUAAGAAAAGAGGGUGGGGCUGUUGCUGUGCAUAAAGAGCUAAGUACCUUAUCCUGUAGAGGAAAAGUACAAAUGAAUCAAAGUACUAAGAGAACAGCAGCAAAUCGUCUACUUACAAGAAUGCGGCAUCUGGUAAGACAAUUUCCGCCAGGGGAGUGUUCGAAUAUUGAAUGGCAAGAUACGGUGACUGCACAACACGCGGCUAGCAGGCGCGCGGUCACGGCUUCGUUCGCGCCACAACCGCCUCCUCUACGUACCUCGUCGCGCAUUGCAGCCGUGAGAAGCCGUAUGGCCGGAGAUUCAAGAAUAGCAGAUGAGCAUUUAAAAAAUAAUUUAAUAGCUGCUGCAAAUCAUCCAAGGGUUUUGUUUUCAAAAGCCCUUCGAUAUUUGGAAGUGAAAAACAAUUCUGAAGCUCGUUCUUAUCUAUUACAAGCGUUAAGUGCGCAAACUAGAAACAGAUACUUGUUAUGGGCAUUUGGGGGAUCAGAGUUUGAUAAAGAAGAAUCUUACGAGAUCGCAGUUGCAGCUUUCCGUAUAGCAGUUAAAGGCGAUACUUCAGACGGCACUACCGGAGCAGUCGGUUGGGCGGCUUUGCAUGCUUUACAUCAUUACAAUCAGAACAUUUACGCAGCUUUUGUAACUGCUCGGAAGAUGCGAAAGGCAUACGAGCUACCCAGAGAAUGGGUAAAGUUCUUACAACGAUGGGUUGAGAUAAGCGGUGAAGAGGAAAUCUUUUGGUUGCCUGCCACGAUAAAUUUCAAGUACCCUCUGUUGGUCGCAGCAGCAUUUUUUCUUUGCUUGAGAUGUUACAAAUGCAGCGAGAGACUUCUUCAAUGUGUUGAGGAGGGCUGUGCGACCCGAGGUGCCCGUUAUUGUUCCAAAAACGAAGUCACCGUUGAUAUAUUCUAUAUACGCGCUUCAUCGCUGGUACUACAAGGAGAAUUAGAUAAAGCUUUACAACUUACUGAGCAAGGUAUAAGGCAAUAUGGACCAUGUGCAAUGAUGUCACAACUGCGUGCAGUUUGCUUGACAUACCUUCGGGAUUGGGAUAGUGUUUGUGACAGUGCGUUUUUGGUAACUGAACGAGCAGGAGCUGAAAACUGCCCGUGGUUACUAUUGCGAGCAGCCUUAGGUGUGAUGAAAAGUGAUCUGGAUGCGGCAAUGCAGCGUGCUGCACGUGCACAUAAGGUUGCGCCAUCGCCUUACUCGGCUUUACUUAUCAGUCGUAUAUAUGCUAGAAAGGGAGAACAAAAGUUAGCUGAGAGAUGGGCAGCUGCAGCAGUAAAGACAGAAUCAUUGUUAGCUGAUGGGUGGGCCUUUUUAGCAAUACUGGCAAUGAUGGAUCGUAAUGUUGAUAGAGCAAGGGCCAUGUUGCGUACAGCGAAACAAGCUGGUCCGCUAAGUGCUGAUAUUGAAGAAGAACUCAGGAAAAUGAUGAAAAUUGUCCCUAUUGAAACGUUGCCCGGUGCAUUGGUAAAAGAUUUAUGUCUGUGUGAUUAUUAUUAAAUUUAUAUCAUUAUGUUUUAUU